AUGUAGGCUCGUAUUCAACAGCUAUCUAAACAUAUUCCAGAUAAGCGAAUUCACAACUAUGCUUUUUCCACUCAAGCAAUCAUAGGAAGAGGGUCAUACGGAGUAGUCUAUAUUGGAAGAAAUAUAGAUUCAGGGUAUUUGAUAUUGUAAUUUGUAUUCUAGAUAAACUGUUGCCAUCAAAGCAAUUGCAUUCUAACAAUAUUCAUCUGAGAAUUAAACCUUAUUACAAAAAGAAAUUGAUAUAAUGAAAGACUUAGACUGUCCAAAUAUAGUGAGACUCAUAGAUGUAAUUACAACGGCUAAUAAUUGUUAUAUAAUUUCAGAACUGUGUACAGGAGGAGACUUAAAAGAAUACAUGAAAAGAUAAGUAAUAGUUACAUAUAAUAUUGUAGGGACCUAUUGAAGAAAUAGCUGCUACUAAAAUAUUGAUAUAAAUAUUGCGGGGGAUUCUUUAAUCUUUUAAAAGAGGAAUUAUACAUAGAGAUCUUAAACCAGCAAAUAUUUUAGUUGCCAAUAAUAAUAUAUUCAAAAUUGCUGAUUUUGGAUUUGCAAAAAGAUUUGAUAAAUUAGAUGAAGAUUUGAUGACAUCUCUUGUUGGAACUCCACUUUACAUGUCUCCAUAAGUAUUAUUGAGAAGACAAUAUACUUCUAAAUGUGAUGUAUGGUCAAUAGGAUUAAUCUUUUAUGAAAUGAUAGAAGGUAAAACACCUUGGAAUGUUAGAGAUAUAUUAGAUUUAGUUAAUAAACAAAGAAAUUAAAAAAUUACUUUUUGUAAUUAUAUUAUAAAUAUUAUUAGCUAAAAAAAUCUCAAAAUUAGCUUAAUAAUUCAUAACUGGUUGUUUAGCAUAUGAAGAAAAUAAUAGAUUUGGUUGGGAACAGGUCUUUACUCAUCCAUUAUUUGAAAAUGCUUUUGAAAGAUAACCAAAAAAAGAUACAUAAUAAUAAACUCCAUCUUAAAAUUAAUAGUCACAACCUUAAGUUUAAACAUAACCUCAAUAAUUAUACUAAUAAACGCCAUAGCCUGUAUAAAACCAUCCACAAAAUUAACCUUAAUAAAUUAAUUAGAAUAAAAAUAAUACAAAAUAAUAAUAAGCUUCUAUGCAUCAACAGUAAAUUUAAUAAGUUUUUUCAUAAACUUAACCUUUAUAACAGAUGUAACAAUAAAUGCCAAAUCAAUAAUAGAAAACAAUCAUUCAACCUAUCUAAUAACAACCUCAAUUUUAAAAUACUUAAAAUUUAACUCCUCAAGAAGCUAAAUAAAAUAAAUCUAUGCAAAUUAUCCCUAAUAUUAGUCCUUGUGAGGAAAAACUUAAAAGAAAUACAAUAUCACCUUUAUAAUUACACGUAGACAAUAAAUAAAUCUAAUUAAUUAAAGGAAAACAUUAUUUAAAAACUCAUGCUUCACCUUAAAAUGAGGAUGAAAAUAAAAAUAAUGUUUCAAAUUAAAAAAUUAAUAAUUGUUAAACUCAACCAAAUACUUAAAAGAAAGACAGAACUGUAAGUGUUGUACAUCAUAAAGUUGAAUCCUAAUAAACUACUAGUAGAUAUAGUGAUAAUAAGUAAUGUCGAGAAGAAUAAUUUAAAUCUGAAAGAAAUUAUUGUCCUCCAAAACAUCUUUAUCAAAAUUCAGAACCAAAGUUUUUAUUUCAUAGAUAAUCCUCUGAAAAUGAUGAAUUCACUAUCAAUAGAAUGUUAAUCUAAAAUUAAAUAGAAUUUUUAUUAUUUUUAAAAAAACUUAGAGAAUAACUUUUAGAAUUUUAUGGCAAUAAUCAAGUUUAAGCCUCAACUGUAGAAAAAUUAUCAUUUAUUCUUUUAAAAAAUGUUAUGAUAAAAACAACUGAUAUAAAAUCCAAUCUUAUUGAUAAAUAAAUCAAUAUUCUGGACUUAAGAGAUUUUGAACAUUUUAGAAUGACAGAAUCAUUUCGAAAUUUAGAAAAAUGCAUUUUAGAAAUUCAUUUUGAAACAUUCAACUAAUUCUAAGAGACUUUCUUGCAUUUAAAUGAAAAUUUAAAUUUGGUUAUGUAGGAUUCAGAUUUCUUAGAAAUAUUUAAUAACAAUUUUGAGUAUUCCAUUCAUUUUGUUAAAUUUGCUUAUAAUUUAACUGCCUAAUUUAUAAAAUGUAAUUAUUUAAAUUAAUUUUAGCAUUCUUAUAUGAUUAAGUUCUUGAAUGUUCAAAUGUUAAGAUAGUUAACUUUACUUUUCUGUUGGGAUAAUUAGCAUAAUAUUUAUAAUAAAUGUCCUUCUCUCCAAAUGAUGUUAAUAAACUCUUAAGUAAUUGUCGUAGUUUUAAGGAGGAUUUCAGAUUAAAAAGAGUUGAAUGCUUAAACUUAAUGGAAAAACUCAUAGUUAAAUACAAUUGA
Molecule: messenger RNA, 2360 nt
Organism: Paramecium sonneborni
Lineage: Eukaryota; Ciliophora; Oligohymenophorea; Peniculida; Parameciidae
Source: the annotation of a GenBank genome assembly